CCGCAACGUCUUAUCAAAGCGCGUCCACCAGCACGCCGUCAGUGCACCAGCGAGCCGUGAGUGGUGGGCAGCCUCACCAACCGACAGCCGAGACACCGAGACAGGGCCACCUGCUGGCCCGACGUUCACCGUCCAUCUCCACGCGCUCAAGAUGGCGCAGUACGCGAUGCUGGCCACCUUGGUGCUGCUGCCGCUCGCCCGGGCCUGCUCGUGCCCGCCGGCACCCGCCGCCUCCGAGGUGUGCGGUUCGGACCACGUGACGUACCCCAGCCAGUGCGACUUGGAGUGCGCCGCCUGGUCCGAGUUCUCACUCCAUGGGUUGGCAGUCUGGAGGCAGCCGUCGGGCCUCUCGCUGAAGCACCCCGGCCCGUGCUCCCCCGCAGAGGUCGCCCUGGGCCGCCUCGUCGACGUCAACGACGCCACCCGGCCGACCGGCGGGCCCGCCCAACACCGGCCGCGGCAGCGGCGCUCGGCCACGGCCACCGAGGAGCUGCGCAAGGUGAACGAGUGCGCGGCCAGGCAGUGCCGCAAUGUGACCUGCAAGUCGUGGUGCGUUGAAGAGGGCCUGUGCGUCGACAUGUGCUACAUCAACUGCCUGUGCGCCUGCAACGCCCACCACCAUGGCGGCACCGACGCCGAACUAUGGUGGAAGUGUUUCGGCGAAAAGGGGGGGUGCGAGUACAAGCACGAGUCGUGCAAAGCGAGCUGCAAAGGGCAGCAGGAGUGUAAGAGCGCGUGCGAGGUGGAGAAGAGGGAGUGCGCCUGCCAGUGCGCGCAGGAGGCGCACAACAGCACGACCCACGACAUGAACAGCACCACCAGCAUCACCAGGUCCGUGACUAAUACAACCGAGGACGUGACCAGCACCACCAGCACCUGGAACUGGCGAAAGUACACGGCUUGUGUCGAGGAGAACCGCGAGUGCGGCCGCGGCGCCUACGGCUGGCUCCGCGAGUUGCGGCGGGAGAACUCGACGUGCACCUGCAUGGGGCUGCCUGGCGGCGACUUGGACUCGUACGGCCUGGUGGGGGAGUGCCUCGAGCGGGAGGACUGUCGCGGCCGGGAGGUCCGGUGCGAGGACGCGUGUGGGACGGAGGACUGCAGGGAUGCGUGCCGCCUGACCGAGCUCCGGUGCCGCUGCGGCUGCAACCACCGAGGACGAGCCAGCCUCCAGCACAACAUCACCAACGACGCCGAGGAGACCGACGAACAAAUCAAACCCGCACAAGACGCAAAAUAAAUUAACAUCUAAUAAAAUCUUAUUAAAAAUAUAUCUUGGAAGCAGAUGAUACAAA
Molecule: messenger RNA, 1295 nt
Organism: Frankliniella occidentalis (western flower thrips)
Lineage: Eukaryota; Metazoa; Arthropoda; Insecta; Thysanoptera; Thripidae
Exons: 3
Coding region: 152-1240 (362 amino acids)
Molecular function (GO): protein binding
Source: RefSeq, a predicted model, not a curated record